Messenger RNA from Biomphalaria glabrata, 1150 nucleotides. Its product is annotated as tRNA (adenine(58)-N(1))-methyltransferase catalytic subunit TRMT61A-like. The transcript has 3 exons. Gene Ontology annotation, cellular component: nucleus; tRNA (m1A) methyltransferase complex. The coding region runs from base 170 to 1117 and encodes 315 amino acids. Gene Ontology annotation, biological process: tRNA methylation. The record is from RefSeq and is a predicted model, not a curated record. Lineage: Eukaryota; Metazoa; Mollusca; Gastropoda; Planorbidae.
GAACGAUUCCAUAGGUCUGUGAUCUAGACUAUCUCUAACUUCUGAACACGAGAUGUUAUGGUAGAUAUAAAAAUUAUAUUUUAGACUAGUUACGGCACAUCUGGACCUAGCGAAGUGUCACCUAGCUAUUGAUAUAGAAAAUCUACAAUAAUCAUAACAUUAUAACAUAAUGAGUUUUAAAGAAUACAAAUCCACUGUUGAGUACGGUGAUACUGUAUUAUUAUACAUAGGCUAUAACAAUAUUUUACCUUUAAUAGUUAAAAAAGGUCAGACGCAUCAGACCAAGUUUGGGGCUCUUCCACACGAUACGUUGAUAGGCAAACAGUACGGUUCAAAAAUACACUGUCCAAAAGGUUGGAUAAUAAUUUUACAUCCAACUCCUGAAUUUUGGACAAUGUGUCUUCCUCAUAGGACUCAGAUUCUGUAUUCUACUGACAUAAGCAUGAUUGUUUUCCAGUUGGAUUUAAAGCCUGGGUCUACUGUAGCUGAAGCAGGCACAGGUAGUGGUUCAUUGUCACAUGCCAUCAUUCGAACAAUUUUGCCUAAAGGACAUCUCUAUACUUUUGAAUUUCACAAAGAACGAUAUAUGAAAGCAUCUGAAGAGUUCAUUCAGCACCAAAUUGGUGAUUAUGUAACAGUGACUCAUAGAGAUGUCUGUGGAGAAGGAUUUCAACUGACGAAUCUAGUGGAUGCAGUGUUUUUAGAUUUACCCCGACCUUGGGAGUGUAUACAAAGUGCAAAAGAGGCCAUCAAGAAAGAAGGUGGUAGGCUUUGUUCAUUUUCACCAUGUAUCGAACAAGUACAAAAAACCUGUGAGGAGUUGACUAAGCUUGGUUUUACUGACAUCACCACCAUGGAAUGUCUGGUUCGUAACAUAAAUGUCCAAAAUGCAACACUUCAGAACAUCACUUUAGAAGAACAAACUGCGCCAUCCUUCACAGGUGACGCAAAUGCAGAGACUGAUGAAUUUAAGUCUAAAAAAUUGAAGACAGAGAAUGCUGAUGUAAAAACUAGUAAAAAGUCAACUGAUAAUUAUUGUUUCCCUGCUGCAGUGCCUGCUUUGACUAUGCCAGGACAUACAGGCUUUUUAACAUUUGCUUCCAUUUAUAUGCACUGAUUAAAUUUUUAACAAAAAUAUUAUUAAAAUCAA